Messenger RNA from Chlamydomonas reinhardtii, 1923 nucleotides. RefSeq lists its product as uncharacterized. The coding region runs from base 203 to 982 and encodes 259 amino acids. Lineage: Eukaryota; Viridiplantae; Chlorophyta; Chlorophyceae; Chlamydomonadales; Chlamydomonadaceae. Gene Ontology annotation, molecular function: structural constituent of ribosome. The record is from RefSeq and is a predicted model, not a curated record. The transcript is spliced from 5 exons. Gene Ontology annotation, cellular component: ribosome. Gene Ontology annotation, biological process: translation.
AACUUACUAUGCGCACGGAGACGCAACAAGCGCGGAGAAAACACGAGUACGGCCCCAUUGCCAGCCUGCAAGUUUGCGCGGUGCCCCUCGCUGAAUCAACGCGAGCCACCCCCAAUUCAGUCACUUGCAUUUAUUUGAAUUGCUAGGUCGCGACGUCUAGGGGUUUAGCCGCGGAGCUUGCACUUGCUCCUCUACGCCACAAAUGGCUCUGCAGCAGACCCGCGCUUUCUCGGGCCGCAUGUCGCUGAAGUCGGCUGCGGCUCCCGUCCGUGUUAGCCGCGCUAGCCGCGCCCGGACUGUGCUGGUGGAGGCUCGCCAGUUCAGGAAGGCCAUGGGUGUGCUCGGCACCAAGGCGGGCAUGAUGUCCUACUUCACCGAGGACGGUCUGUGCGUGCCUGCUACCGUGAUUGCUCUGGAGGAGGGCAACGUGGUGACCCAGGUGAAGACCCAGGACACCGACGGCUACAAUGCCGUCCAAAUUGGGUACAAGGCCACCGCUGAGAAGCGCGUUACCAAGCCCGAGCUGGGCCACCUGAAGAAGGCGGGCGUGCCGCCGAUGCGCCACCUGGUGGAGUUCAAGCUCAAGGACCGUGCUGCUGUGGAGGCCUACCAGCCCGGCCAGGCUCUGGACGUGGCUGCUCUUCUGAAGGAGGGCGAGCCCGUGGACAUUGCUGGCAUCACCGUGGGCAAGGGCUUCCAGGGCACCAUCAAGCGGUGGCACCACAAGCGCGGUGCCAUGUCCCACGGUUCCAAGUCGCACCGUGAGCACGGCUCCAUCGGUUCCGCCACCACCCCCUCGCGCGUCUUCCCCGGCCUCAAGAUGGCGGGCCAGAUGGGCAACGUCCGUAUGACCGUCAAGAACCAGUCCCUGCUCAAGGUCGACACCGAGCGCCACGCUCUGGUGGUCAAGGGCUCGGUGCCCGGCAAGGUUGGCAACGUGGUGGAGAUCACCCCCGCCAAGCUGGUCGGCGUCAACUGGUAAACAACAACAGGCCCAGAAUGGCGGUGGUUGUAACGCUGGCGGUUGACGGUUGGUACUGGCCGCCUUUUGGGUGCGUCGGAGCGCUUUCGGCGGACGGAGUGGCAGGCAGCGUCGAUAGACGAGGUGCGGAUGUGAUUUGGAGUGUGAAGGUUGUGUGAUGUGGGGGGACAGGGGUGCUGCGUCCACGGGAGCUGCGGGAUGGGGCACUUGCUCAGGAGAAGCGGCGGAGCGGCUGAGGCGGCAUGCAGCAGCUUGCGCGCUGCGCGGCCGGCCUCAAGGACUCGAGCAUGUUUUGUGGGGUCGAGUAGUUCACAAGGCCCAAAGAUCAAUUAUAGUGAAGCGUGCCACGUGGGUGCGGGAGGCGGCACAGAGUUGUCGCAAGCUGCGGAAAGUAGAAACAAGCACAGAUAUAGUACACACACAUGUGAGGUGGCAGGCGGCGCGCCGGCUGCCAGCCCCCGGAAUUUUCCCGACUUGCCGGUGGAGCUGGGGCUGAGCGCGGGCCGCGUGAGUGCCGUGCUUGUGUGCAUUUAUCACACACAGUGACACGGCUGGCGAGGACUCGUGAAUGUGUGUGUGGCUUGUCGUGCGGCUAGAUGGCGGGGCACGGCACAUGGGGUGGCGUGUGAGUGCAACAGGCGGGGCUUGCCUGUCGCCACGCGCCGCGCGGCGGGGCGGCGGGCGUGGCAAUGUGGAGGUGUAAACAGGAAGAAAUUAAGCCUGGCAAGCGUCUCGGGAGUGUUCCUUUCAAGGCUUGCACGCCUUGCAUCUUCCAGGGCAGGCACGCAGGGUAGGAAGAGGCACAGGCCUGAACCGCAGUAACCUGAAGCAAGCAGAGGCUGGGAUGUGGCCCUUCACUGGCUCACCGCACUGCUUUCAUGAGCUCAAGGACAGGAUAGGCAGCGUGGCCUAGCAAUGUGGAGGUGUAACAGGAAGAAGUC